This is a messenger RNA of Varanus komodoensis (Komodo dragon), 12691 nucleotides long. It is a transcript of the gene SKIL, whose product is annotated as SKI like proto-oncogene. Gene Ontology annotation, biological process: negative regulation of BMP signaling pathway. The transcript is spliced from 6 exons. The record is from RefSeq and is a predicted model, not a curated record. Gene Ontology annotation, cellular component: nucleus. Gene Ontology annotation, molecular function: DNA-binding transcription factor activity, RNA polymerase II-specific; RNA polymerase II cis-regulatory region sequence-specific DNA binding; SMAD binding. The coding region runs from base 3454 to 5529 and encodes 691 amino acids. NCBI's taxonomy places the organism in Eukaryota, Metazoa, Chordata, Lepidosauria, Squamata, Varanidae.
AAAAUAGUCCAUGAAGGGAGAAGAUUUCCUUUGGAGCAGUAGAUGAAUAUGUAUGAGCAGUAGAUUGUUCUUGAGAUCAUUAUCGUCAACCGCGGGGCGGGGGAGAGGAAGAAGAGAGACCGAGGGGUUGGUCUGAGGGUGUCUGUAGAGGGACUCUUUCGGAAGAGACUCUCCGCCCCACCCGGCUUAACCUCCCCCGCCUGUCUGCCUGCCUGUCUGCCUGCCUGCCUGCCUCUCAGCCUGAUUUAACCUUUCUCAGCCCUGUGAGGGGAAGAGUGACUGUAGCAGCAGGUUCAUCUGAUACGAGAAGGAAAAGGAGUUUCAUUCAGCGCAAAGAAGGGAAAUUCCGCACGAGACGAGGAAGGUUCCGGGACGAAUCGGGUUCUAGCGCUGGGUUAGCCAGAAGGUGAAGUAGGAGAUUCCCCAGCAGUAGGAGGUCAAGGGAACCACCAGCAUCGACUAGCUUUUGGUGGGGAGAACAGCUCAGUACGUGGUCAUAAACACUGACUAUGGUAAUGUUAGGUACUAGUGAGGGAGGUUUAGGGAAACUAGAGUUUGUGGGCAAGAUGAUGUGUGUGCGUCUUAGCUUAAGCAAGCCUAUGAGACAGUGGCUUUCAUAGGUGGCUUUCAGGAAGCCAUUAGCUUGUCUGUUGAAUAAGUCAUACUCAUCUGUGCCUGGAAUGCAUGGUACAGAAGAAACAUUCUGCGGUGUACACAUAGGGGUCAUGCAGUGUGUUGGACCUUAAUGUUGGUUUGUGGUAAACUAAAAAGAACUUACCAUGGAAUAUGCCAGAAAAAUCAUGUUUGGCAUUGCUCUGCAUCAGGAAGAUGGUAGUGGUGGCAGGUAUGCUUUCAGGGAGGCUUGUCUGCUAUCGUCUAAUCCAAUUCCUUUAUAGGUUUUUGCAGAACUCCUGGUUUCCCUAAAGCAGUUUUAGAAUCUCCGCUGAAAGAGAACAGGCUGAAAGUGAGAGAUACCUACUACCAUGAGAAACCUUAGACAAGUAGUUUUUUUCUAGAGGAAUGCAUAUCUUUGAGAUUUUAGAACAUGGAAAAGGUAAUUAUUGUAAAGUUAUGCUUGAGACAGAAUUGUGUAAGAUAUUUUGCAUGGCAUUGAGAGUACUGCAUAAAAGAAUUAGAGCUGGUAUUAGUAAAGACGAUGCUGUGUGGGUACCUCAAUUUUUCAGGGAAAUAGUGCUUUUUACUAUUUUUCAUAUGUCUAGGGUUGAUGGAGAGUGGUGAUUUUAAAGAACAGGACUCCAGAAAGUGAGCCACUUAGAUGUGGUCUUAGUUUGGAGAAAAAAUGUGGAAUAUGAUUGUGAUGUGUGUUUUAGAAGAUAGCAAAAGAAAGAGAAUAUGCCGUAUGCAAAUACUUCGUUAAUAUUUGUGCUUGUUUUUGCACCUAGAUUUCCCUAGAUUUUGGGAAAUGGGAACUUUAAAAAAAAGUAUGCUGGUUUUUGAAAAUAAUAAGUUCUAGUGCUGGGGAUGAUUUUUUAACAUGCUGAAUGCAUGCACAAAACUAGAACAGAGUGAAUAUAUUAUACAUGAAAGUGCACUUCAAUAUACAUAAUGUUAGGUUUGCUUUGUAUAAAGCAAUAGCAGUGUGUGUGUAUGUGUUUAAUCUUGCCCAAUGGCUUGUAUGGAAAGCCUUCCAUAAUUGAAGGUUCAUUUAAGUUGAGUUUUGCACUGAUUAUAAGAGUCUGAAGUUAUUCCAAUUUUAAAAUCAAUAUAGCUGGAAUCUAAGUCCUUUAAUAUGUUGCUUUUGAAAGGGUAAUGUGAACUUUUGAUUUCUGUGGAUCUCUCCUCUGUUCUAGCUCCUGAAUUUGUGAAAUACAAGAGGAAAAUUUGAUGUUUUCUUUGCUCUGUAAAUUUCAAGAGGACAUUCAUGCAAGAAUUUGUUUGUGGACAAUUGGGCAUUUUUCUCACCUCUCACCCUGUUCUCCAAUGGGCUUCUCUGUGUACAGAUUCGCUAGUAGCCAAAAAAACUAGUAGGGAGAAGGCAGGAGUGGACUUCUUGUGGUGGAGAGACUACAGAGAUAUGCAAUAAAUGCAUUGCUUUAGGGAAAAAAAGCAAACAAGAAGUGUGAAGCCAUUUAUAUACAUCAGAAAAACUCAAAUCAAAUAGUGGCAGUCAGGGGCUUUACAUGCAAAGGAAGAAGAGAACACCUGGUGGGGGAGGGAGUAACACUCUUUUCAUGCACAUUCCACUCACCUUCAGAAUAGUUUUCUGGUGGUAAGUGAUGAUAAUUCCAUUCAGCAUAUUGGGGGUGGAGGGAAGAGAAGCUGAGCAGAAAACCUACUUUGCUUGCAAUCUGCUCAGCUAAACCCAGGAAAUAUAUUCUCUUUGAAUAAGGCUGUCUUUUCUUAUUACCCCAACAACUGACACAAGACAAGAGAAUAUCAGACGAUCAAGUGUGUAUAUGUCUGCAUUUCUGAAUGUGCACAGAUGAAUACAUGAAGUAGAUUUCAUGGGGGACAGAGCGAUAACAUGUGAUGAAGAUAGUGGUUAAAAGACUUUAGUCCUAACAAAGCAAUUGUCAGUUAGGUGUCUUGUAUAUUUUAAUCACUAGGUUUGACAUGGCAGCAUCCCUCAUUAAGGUUGCAUGAAGUUAACUUAAAGCUGUUUGAUUUCUAUAUACUUCUGAAUGUAAUAUACUUGUCUGUUUUUCUCCUUCAUUCAGAUGCUGUGAAAGGAUGGACAGAUGUAUGAAUUAGUAACCCAAGAAGUUAAUCUUGCUGAUGGCUGGAAACUUGUUUUUAUUAUUAAAUUUUGUGAUUGGAACAUUAGUAUUCACAAUGAUCACCCAUAUAUAGAUAGCUGCAGCCUGCACAAUGGGACCAUCUUCCAGUUGGGGCUUUAUUGGUAAACUAGCAUUGGAGCUGGAAAACAUUAUUGCACAAUAAAUCAAGAAAUUUGUCUAUGAUACUGGGCAUAACAGGAAUCCAUUGCAUAAGGCUCUGAUCCCUCAACUUCUAGAAGUGUAACUUUGAAACUAACAUGUCUCAGGCUAUGGAAGCAUCAGCACUUCAAUGUUUUAAUGUUCAGUUGAAAGAAAAUAUGAAGAAUCUGCGUGUUUCUAAAAACAGAAAUAUUCUGCAAAGCUAGACUUUGUUCUCAAUUACAGUUUCCUGUUGGAUGAAUUAUUGGAUCAUUUUCAGGUCCAUAAAUCUAAGGGAUUGAACAAAACCUUUUUUGUAUGUGCAUUAAGUUGUUCAUUUUAUAUUAAUCAAUUUGAAAGAAGUGUUUUUAAAUAACAGAAUUCCCAAGGUAAUUCCUUAUCUUCAGCAGCUAUGAUGCUAAAUGUGAAGUGCUGAAAAUAACAAUUUUGAUAUCUUGUUAAAUGUUUACUGUAAUGAAAGCAGCCAUACUGGUUAUGCAGCUGAAAUAACUAGAAAUUGUGAUUUGAAAGUGCUAAUUUUGAUCGAAUUUCAGAUUCAACUAUUUAAAAUUUAGCUAUGGAAGCUUCACAGACAAAUUUUCCCCUAGGCCAUCAGUCCAAGCAAAAGGGUACAGUAGCACAAAGAGAUGGCAGCCCUCCAGCAAAAAAGGCAAUGACAGAAAUACACGUAAAGGAUGAAGUACAGAGUGUAGUAAGUAAGUUGUCAACAAUAAAGAAGGAGCACUUGGACGAAUAUGAAGAAAACUUUACGGAGGACAGAGAGGAAGAUGCCAAACCAAAUAUUGCUGCAGCAUCCGAGUCUUUGAACUUAAAUCCUGGGUUGAAACACACACUGGCACAGUUCCACUUAAGCAGCCAGAGUUCACUGGGUGGACCAGCAGCAUUUUCUGCUCGCCAUUCUCAAGAAAGCACAUCUUCUGUCUUUGUACCUCUCCCAUCACCCCAGAUUCUUCCUGGUCCACUGCUUGUUCCUUCAGACAGCUCUACAGAACUGACUCAGACUUUACUGGAAGGGGAAUCCAUAUCUUGUUUUAAAGUUGGUGGGGAAAAGAGACUUUGCCUGCCUCAAGUUUUGAAUUCUGUGCUCCGUGACUUUUCUCUACAGCAAAUUAACACAGUAUGUGAUGAGCUUUAUAUCUAUUGCUCUAGGUGCACUUCUGAUCAACUUCACAUCUUAAAAGUUUUGGGAAUCCUACCAUUUACUGCUCCGUCUUGUGGGCUGAUCACAUUGACAGAUGCUCAGAGACUAUGCAAUGCUUUGUUGCGUCCUCGCACUUUUCCUCAAAAUGGCAGCCUGCUUCAUGCUAAAAGUUCACUGGCUCAACUAAAAGAGACUGGCAGUAUCUUUGAAGUAGAGCAUGAAUGUUUGGGCAAGUGCCAAGGUUUAUUUGUUCCACAGUUUUAUCUUCAGCCAGACUCUCCAUGCAUCCAGUGUGCAGAGUGCUAUGGGAUGUUUUCACCCCAAACAUUUGUGAUGCAUUCUCAUCGAUCUCCUGAUAAGAGGACCUGUCACUGGGGCUUUGAUUCCGCUAAAUGGCACUGCUACCUUCAUAUUAACCAAAAAUAUCUAGGAACACCAGAAGAGAGAGAUUUGAAGCAUCUCUUGGAAGACAUGAAAGAAAAAUUUAGCAUGAAAAAUCAGAAAAUAACACAGUCAAAAGCAGAUUCUCAGUAUAACCUAGAAUUCCAGGAAUGGUAUCCAGUUAUAAAACAAGAAUCAGAUUCUAUUAAUCAGCCACAUUCAUUCAUGCAUCCCAGCUACUACUUUUACAUGUGUGAUAAAAUGGUUGCUCCCAAUGUAUCCCUUACCUCUUCUGUACAACAAUGUAAAGAAGCCACAAAAACAGCAGAGAAGAUUUCAGAGGUAAUUAAAUCUCUACCUGGACAGUCAAUGAAACAACACGUUGGUGGCAAACGCAAAAAGAAUAUUUUCUAUCAGGAUUUCUCACUUGAAGUACAAGAGAAAGGUGACUUGAAACUUAACACAGAAAUGUGUGCUAGUGUAGAGCAGCCUGGAUCACUUAAGCCUGCAAACAGAAGGAAAACCGAACAGGUCUCUUCCAAAGUAACUACAGAAGAUGAUGCAGAAGCAAACAACUGUGCACAAACCUCAUCUCAUACUCUUAGCAGUGGUUUUGGUUGUGAUGAUGAUAAAGGGAAAAUGAUGGAAGAAGUAAUGAAAACCUAUAUAAAACAGCAAGAAAAGCUGCAUACAAUUUUGCAAAAGAAACAGCAUCUUCAAAUGGAAGUAGAAAUGUUAAAUAGUUCAAAAGCCAUGAAGGAGUUAACAGAAGAACAGCAGAACCUUCAAAAAGAACUUGAAUCUUUGCAGACUGAGCAUGCUCAAAGAAUGCAAGAGUUCUAUGUUGAGCAAAGGGAUUUAGAGAAGAAGUUAGAGCAGGUAAUAAAGCAAAAAUGUACCUGUGAUUCUAACUUGGAGAAGGACAAAGAAGCAGAGUAUGCUGCUCAGUUGGCAGAGCUGAGACAAAGGCUGGAUCAUGCUGAGGCUGAUAGGCAAGAGCUCCAAGAUGAACUGAGACAGGAACGAGAAGCAAGACAAAAGUUAGAGAUGAUGAUCAAGGAAUUAAAACUUCAGAUUCAGAAGUCUUCAAAAAACGGCAAGGGGAAAUAAAGUGCCAACCAGAAUGUAUCUGCGUUUUUUCAGCAGGGUCUAUAAAUUACCUGUCAAGGAGUAGCCAAGCCAUGGAUAAACAAAAAUAUUGGGGACAAUUAUGGGGAAUUUGUCCUAUGCAAGCAGAAUCAGUAGAGCGGGAGUUUGCAACUCCCAGUUAUUUCAACCAUGUUUUGCACAAGAGAAGUUCCCAGUAGAUUGUGUCCAAUGUAUGCAUAUAAACCUGUAAUAAUAUACAUUUGUACAACUUCCAGACUGACACAAUCUGUAUUUGUGCUGCUUUUUAUUUUAUUUUUAAUGGUUACAAGCAACAUGGAAACUGUACAUUUUACAGUUCUCUGUAUAUGUUUAUUGUUCAAGCUGUCCUGAGGGCUCUACCAUUUAUUGAUUGCAACUACAUUUACUGAAAAUAUGCAGCAUCCACAUACAUUCUUUUGCAUGCACUGCAUUUACAUUAAAUUUUACAGUUGAAGUCUAAAACAAAAAUGUUUACUCCUUGUGUUGCUCUAUCCUGAUACUCCAUUUGAUAAUUAAUGCUGCAUCAAGGAAAGAACUGUUAAUUGGAAAUUAUUGAAUAGUUGAGCAUUUUUCUAACUGCAGAUUUUCACAUUAAUUUUCGUAUAAAUGGUCAAAUGCCACGUGCCGAUUAUUUAGGUACCUUGUUGAAUGUUGUUAUGCAAAUGAGUUCCCUAAACAGAGUUGGAGACAUUUUAUUUUUCAACUCUAUCUAUUCAGUUUGCGAAACUAUUCUGACUGGAAGUUUCUUCCUGUCAGAAUAGGGACUACACUUUUCUUUGAGCAUUCCCAGCCUCUAAUGGAAGCUUGAAAAUGUCAGACUGAUUUUGUAGAGUGUCAGUUUACCAUUGGAUAAGUAGGUUACUUCACUAGCAAUAAGAUUCUCAUGCAUGUUUUUUCUUUGAGUGCAUGGAAGUGGUUGAUCUUGACACUUUAUUAUUUAAAAAGUUGAGGGGGAACAAAUGGGAGUCUGACAUUGUGAAAAUGAUACUUUUUUCAUUAAAGCAGGGUAAACAUUGCUUUUUAAAACAACAUAGUCAUUAAAUGUUUCUUUUGUAAAUAAAUGCUAAUGUUUGUAUUGGGGCAAAUAACAUUUAGUUUAGUGUCAUUUAACAAAUCGUUCAGUUCUACAUGGGUUUUUUUGAUCAGAAGCCAAGCUGGUAAAGUAUUUUCACAAAAGUGCAUAAAGGAAUUAAUUGAUUUUCUAAAGACCUCACCUAUAAAGAACUUUUUCAGAAGAAUUUUAUUUAACUGAAUGAAAUAUUUUCCAGCAGUGGAACAUAGGAAAAGGACAGAAAUCCUUGUCCCCAAGUCAGAUUUCAUAUCCAGAUAACUUCAAGAACAAUGUGGCCAAUAUAGUUCACAAAAUUAAAACUUCUCUCGUUAUUGGUGUUGCAUGUAAUGGGUAAUACAGGAAUGUAUUGGGAUGCAUACUGCAAUAUGGACAGAAAUGCUAGUAUCUGCAAACAACACUACAAAUAUUGAUUCUCAUAAAAGUCCAUAUAUCCUGUAUGCUCUGAAAACUUGCUACAAAUGUAACUCUGGGGUAUUUGUUUAACUCUUUUUUAUAUACAGUGUUGAUGUUGCAUACGGACCACACAACCAAAUUUGUUUUUGUUUUUAUUUAUUAUUCAUGGUUAAAACAGCCUGGUUUUCAGGUAUUUAUUUGUUCCCCAGAGCACCUUACAUCAGUCAAAUUUAAUAAAAAUAUAAACAUUAAAUAAAUCAUAGAAUAAAAUAUAUACUAAAGCAACAUUUUAAAAAGUAAAGAGGCAAUAUAGAAAAUAAAGUGAAAGGAUGGGCAGCACGAUCCUGUGGUACCAGACAGUCUCUAGGUGGCCACUGGGUUUUUUGGAGGCUUCAUUAUUGCAAACUUGCUCAAAGCAGGAAUUCUCAAGUCAGAACACUCCCCCCCCCCCGCGCGCACACACGCACACACAAACAGACACACCAACUGGUGUAGAAAAAAAGGACUCGACUGCUGAAAAGUGAAAGAGGAGGAGGAGCUAGGUACCAUUUUGAUACAAGAUGACAGCACCUCAGACUCCCCUUGCACGCUGAGGUGCAACACUUCGUUGAAAUCAGUGUAAAUGUUUUGCAGGGCUGAAGGAGCACAAAAGCAACUUCAUCUGCUUUUCUCCUGUCCUACAUAGAUGCCCAUAAUUCUUCAAAUCAGGGCCAAGGGCACUUGGACUGGAUUGCUCACUAAAACUAGCAAAAUAAAAUAUUAGCUGCACUUCUUAAGACAACUAUUAGUGCAGGAUCUAGUAGGGAAUUCCACAAAUCAGGAGCAACCAUUUGUAGAUUACUGCAUUACCUUGAUUCAUAAUAGAACCCAUAAUAGUUACUUGAUUGGUAGGUGAGUAGUUAAUAGAAGAUAUAUUCUAGGCCCAGGUAACUUAAGGCUUUAAAGGUCAAAAACAAAACCAUGCAUUUAGCUUAGAAAUUAACUGGAGGGCAGUGGAACCCUUGUGGAAUUGUUAUAAUAUAUUUCCUGUGCAUGGCCACAGAUAGUUAAGCUGUGCCAUUCUGAUUGAUCUAAAGUUCCCAGGCUCUCUUUAAAAGCAGUUCUCUCCAAAGCACAUCAUCAUGAUCCAUUCAAUAAAUUACCAGUGUGUUCAGAAGGGUAGCAAAGCCCUUAUUGAGAAGAGAGAAUAGCUAAUGAAGCUAAUGAGAGACACUUAUGUCCAGAGCUACCACAUGAAAAUCCAGGAGCACAUAACCAGGUUACUACUUACAGUUCAUAUAAUCAAGGGCAAGUGACUUAAGUCCACAAUUGCCCAGUUUGCUCAGCCUCCCCACAUAAGAGACUUCAUUCAACUUUGUUCAGCCUCUCAAUAGAUGGUAGCCAUUACAACUGGGUUGAUGUGAAGGAAGAAAGCUGAGUGUGGUUGAUUGCCCUUUACUACAGAAACCUGUAAAACUCUUCCAGUGAGUUGUAUGUAGAGCUUAAAUAGCAGAGGAAACUGAAUAGAGACUCAUUGUACUCUGUAACAACCACCAAGUUUGUGAAGUAUGUAUGUACUUCAAAAUAAAUGGGCUGGAGUUGCUAUAGCUCCAUUCCUGAUAUCAUGAAUGUCAUUUAGCCCUUCCUCUAGGUGUGUGUACAUCAACAGGGAAGGCCCUUUUACCCAUGCAUCUGUAUGUGCAGAGUCUUUCAGAUGAGCAGGAACCCUAGUAGCAUGUUGAUCUAAGUACUCACAGUAACUCAUGAAUUGAGUUUGCAAGGAGUUGUGGUAAUUAAGUUUGGGGUUUGGAUAUUUUACCCAGGCAGGAGGAAUUAAAACUUGGCUCACAAGGUGAAGCUCAUUUUGCAUUUCAUAAAAUUGUUAUAUAUAUCCCAGGAGGCCAGAACUAAUCACUAUAGUUGCAGUAGCUGAAAAAGAACCCAUGUAAUUAUGGAAAUAACUAUCAACCAUUAAUUGAAUUGACUGGUUGACGGAGCUGUUUUCAAGAGCAACAAAAGCAAAAUGCUUGAACUGACCCUUCAGAUAGUGUGUCCAAACAGCAAAUAUUGUGUAGUUAACUUCAUGAUUUGAUAUUAACAUUCAACCAGUGCCUGCUUUCCUGCCCCCAAUACAAGGGUAUUCCAAGUAUGAUCCACAGCUAGUGAAGGCAUCCUUUCUGUUUUAAAUAUAGAGUUGUUUCUGAAUGUAAGUGCAAUAAUAUGCCCCAGUUUCCACUGUUGCUUAUGGAGAAAUGGUUUUGUAAAGUAUAUUUUACAAUCCAAUCAGAAUUUUUAACCAUUGUAUCAUGUAUCUAUUUAGGCAUAAUAAGACAAAGGUCAGCAUUUAUAUUAAAUGUCAUUACAAGGGUCAGUGUUUGUUUUAAAUGUUUCUACAGCUACAAGUAUUGGAGCUGAGCCAAUGGCUACAAUUUUGACUAUAUUUUAGAGAAAAUUGGUUUAUACUAGUAAUGAUGAGACAGUGCUGCUUUCAGAUUAUUUAAUAUUUCAGAAAAUUUUAAAGAUCAAACCACAUACUCAUGUUUCAUUAAAUCUCUAUGUAAUUCUUACAUUGAACAAUUCAUUUAAGCUUCUUUUACAUAUGACUUCCAUAGGUGUUAUAUAAUUAAUACACAGAACUGUGCCAUAGGUGUCUAUAGUCACCAAGAGAUAGUUUUGUAGUAGAUUGUAAAUAUUCUAUGUUUUACAACAAGUAGUUUCUUAUGUUGAUCUCUUUCCAUGCUGUAUUUCAUGGGUGAUUUAGUCGACUGCCUAUAUAGCUUGAAUUGCAUACAAACCUUUGCCCACUUACAGAGAUCUCUGACAAAUUAUCUUGUCCAUUUGAAUUUGUUCUUUUAGCCUUAGCAUGCUCAUUCUGUAUGUUACAUAUUAGUGAUUUUUUUAAAGUCAACUCUAUGUUGGCUUUUUAGAUAGGAAGUAUGUUUCUCAAAUUGUCUUUGGUGUUUUUGAGAAGCAUUAUCAACAAAAAAAUCCUACACUUAAGGAAUACUUAGCAGCAAAGCUGCCACAAAUGCAGGAAGGAGGGAGGGAGGGAAGAAGGGAAGGAAAAACGAAAAGAGAAUCUGCUUCUUGGCACCCCUGUUGGUUGUUUGGUUUUAAUUGAUGAGAGUUUUUGCCAGGGUUACAGUUCUGCCUUAGUAGAACUCAAAUGCUAUGAGGAUAUCCCUAUCAAUCUGACAUAAUCCAGACAACUACAGUGUGCCACAAGCACAAAAGAAAAAAUAUGUGCAGAGCAAAAAACUCAAGCAAAAGUUCUCAUCCACAGACUACACUGCAAGUUGCAAAACAUGGAUAUGUGUAGUAUAUUGUCAAAGAAUUAAGCAUUUGUAAAGCCGACAGUGUUUUUAAUAAAAUUACCCAUUUGUAAUGAUGUAAUAAUUUGCAGGUGAGGUUCAUUAAUAAAAUUUAACUUUGUUAUUUUCAGAGGGGUAGCUAUCUUCAUCUGUUGCAGCAAAAACAACAAAUGUAUUACAUUACAAGCUGUCAUGGAUUAGACUCAGUUUCAUCAGAUAUAUCUGAACGGAGCUGAUUCCAGUCUGCAAAAGCUUAUGUCAUAAUAAAUGCGACGUUCUUUAAAGUGGCGCAGGACACCUUGUAAGUUUUCUAAAUAGUUCUGUUGGAUUCUGUUAAACUAAAAAAAAAGGUAAGAAUAAAAUGCUGAGUUCUUGAGAUGAUGAUAACUAAAUAUACUGGGUCCCUUUGAAAUAAUUAGCUGUUAUCCCAACCCUCCAAAUUUCAUCCCUGCUUUUGCCCAGAGUGCAAUUGACUCUUCAAGAAAUGUAGAUGUGAAUCUCCUAUCAUUGUGGCAGCCCUAAGAAUGUUCAGACUUGAAAAUACUUCGACAUUAGAUUUAAAGCUUUAGCAAAACCUCAAAGUGUAUUUCGGACAUGUGCUUUUCUUUUUGGUAGGGCUUAAAUCACUUAGCUUGUGUGAGAUAAACAUUGAUAGUUAAAGCGUAUAUUUUACAUUCUUGGAUUUAUUUAAUUAUAUAUUUAAUAUAUUGAUUGUUGUAAAAUCAUUUGUACAUAUUCAAGGUAUUGUAAUGCAACUCUUUGCAGUAGGCUAUUCCAUGGGGAGGACUGGCACAAUGCUGCUUCAUCCCACAUUCCUGGCGCUACCAGUGACUACUUCCACAUUUCCUUUAACCUCAGUUUGAAAUUGCAGAAUUUUAAGUCAUAACAGUGAUGCGGAUGACUUACUGCUAUAACUUUGAGGCACUUUCAUAGGAUUAUGUAGCUGACCUCAAAACACUUUCCAAGUUUGCUCCCUAAAGUUCUUCUGAUCAUUAGAAAACAUGUUGAUACAUUGUUUACACAGAAUGCAAAUAAAUCAUUAAUGCACAUUUAAAGCCCCUUGAUAAUGUAAUACAACAAAAUGCAUACAUACUUAUUAUCUUAUGCUUGAAAUAUUUCCAUUCGUGCUGUCAAAUAAUCUCUGUUCAGGAAGAUGCAGCUUACUUUCUUAUAAAUGCUUUCUACAUCUUGUUCUUCAUUUAAUCCAUGGUAAUAUGAGGCAGUCCAAAAUUUCCAUAAGGAAAGCUUUUGGUUAAUGUUCUUGUAGACAGCCUCUAUUAUGAAAGCAAAAUCACACAUUUAAUAGUUGCACAAGUGUUUAGAGGAUAGUUUGGAUUUUACAGUGCUCUGAUAUUCAAGCACUGUGAAACAACCCUUUUAUUUUCAAAAUAGAAUAUCCAAUGAAAUAUAGCAAUCCAUUGUAUUCUUUCAAAUACCUCACUUCAAGAAAAGGGAAGCACAGUUGUAAUGUAUCUAAAAGUUCUAGCAAACACAAAAUUUUGGUCUAAAUGUUCUGAUGCAGCUAUAUUGCCUUCCAGAAUACCCAGGUUCAUGCCUGCCAAAUUCUAUUUUGUGUGUGUUCAUGACACUUUUGAAUAUAUUUGAUGCUGAAAUCUUAAUGGAUAAAAUCCAACAUAAAUCUUAGUUAAACUGACCUGUUGAAUGGGACAAGUUAUAAUGAACUAAUUUCAUACCUUUCAACUGAUCUACUUUAAGUAGAACUUACACUGUUUUUUAUCAAGAUUUUCACUAUCCAGAGGAACAGUGUGUGUUCAGUAGGGACUACAACAUGUUACAUGAAUAGCAUUUCUCCAUAUAGCAAAUAAUUUUUGAAGUUGCAAAAUCAGUUUGUAAUGUGGCAUCUGCUUUGCUGUUCAUAAUUAUAUAUGCAUGAAUACAUGCCCUGCUGGCCAUAUAAAAGUCUUUGAACAAAUUUCAAGUACUUUUCUGGGUUGUGUCCAAAAUCUAAAUUUAUAAAGUAUGAUUUAUAAAAAGAUCGAAUGUGUUCUACAAGCAAGGCAACAAGUGGAAUGACUGAAAUAAAAAUAAACACCUAAGACAAAAAGAUUGGUGCAAACUAAUAGUUUUCAGUGCUUUGCCAAUGAUGUACAGUUCUACAGUUGGAAUUGAUGUGGUUGCAUUACAUGACACACAAAACUGUCCUCUACCUCAUGUGAUACAAAAAUAUUUUGUAUGGUUUUAGUAAAAAAAAAGUAACAUUUAUCUGGUCACUUAGUUUACAAAUUUUGAAUUCUAUUUAUUGAGACAUGACAUACUGUGCUCUUAGCUUAUACCUCAAUUGUAUUUUGUGCAGUUUUCCAUUUUUCAUGCAUUGUAAAUAUCCUGUAUAGAUUGUGGAUCCACAUCAAAUAAACAGUUCUAAUAUCGA